AUGCUUCCUCAAAUUACUUUGGGAACGCCUCUUGCGCAAGCAGUCGCAACUGUCAUCCAGCCGAAAUUGGUGGAGAUGGGCUGGAGUGAUAGCCUUGAGUCACCACUGAUCGAAUACAUCGUUCUGAUGCUGGUCAAUGGCAAGACCGAAGAGCAAAUCGCCACCGAGCUCUCAAAUGAUUUCCUCGGCCUCCAGGAAGGCGAUACUGCGGCUCUCGAGUUUUCACAAUGGCUUUUCGCCCAAGUCGAGAUGCUCAACCAACAAAUCAAUGGCGUUGCUCCAGCCUCGACCGAUGCUACUAUGGGACAGUUGAACCCUUCGGCAAUGGAAUUCGAUAACUCAGCUCAAGCGAUGGCCAAUCCAUUCGGAGAGGCUAACGGCCAGGAUGCCGAGAUGGGCGAGGCAGGAAAUGAGUCAAUCCCCACCGGACCGAAAGCGAUGCGUAACGGCAGAGGCGGCAAAGGAAGAAUGUUGAACCAAAUCAAUCGAAACCUGGAUCGCGGUUCGGAUGCAGCUCUGCACCGUGUGCGCGGACAAGGAAACGGGCGCAUCGGUCACAAUGGCCGGGGUCAAAUGAGAGGCGUCGGACAGCAAAAUGGUCGUGGUGGCCGUGCCAUGGGAAUGCCAGGGAGCCCCAUGAUGCAAAUGACCCCCGAAAGCCAGAUGCAGCUUAUGUCGAUGUUGGAAGAACAGGCCCGGAUGAUGUCUCAAUUUAUGCCUGGCUUCAUGCCACCUGCCGUUAACCCCGCUUUCCAAACUGGUUCCCAGAAUGGCCCUCAAGGUCGUUCGCUCUUCAAUCGGGUCGAGCGAGGUGGCCAGCGUGGAGGAAAGCGCGGUGGCGGCUACAACAAGCCAAGAGCCGCAGAAGGAGCAGAUGUGGAUAUGGACAGCACAGCUGGUGGUGAACAGGAUGAAAGCAACCCCGACAGUGUUUGUCGCUUCAACCAACGAUGCUCGCGCCAGGAUUGCCCGUUCGCCCAUCAAUCACCUGCCGCCCCCGAAGGCACUUCAAUCGAUCCUUCUGAUACUUGCUCAUUCGGUGCAGCUUGCAAGAACAAGAAAUGCACCGGACGCCACCCUUCACCCGCAGUGCGAUCCGCCCACCAAGCAGAGGCCAUGUGUCGGUUCUUCCCUCACUGCACCAACCCCACCUGUCACUUCAAGCACCCAAGUAUGCCAGUCUGCCGCAAUGGAGCCGACUGCAAGACCGAAGGAUGCAAGUUUACACAUGUCGAAACUGCCUGCAAGUUCAAUCCCUGCCUGAACCCCAAGUGCACCUACAAGCACGCCGAGGGUCAGCGCGGUGCUUACACUGACAAGGUGUGGACCCCACGCUCUGGAGAGCAUGUCAGCGAGCGCAAGUUUGUCACGGAUGUGGAUGGACCCCAGGAGUUGAUCAAGCCGGAUACCGAGGAGAAUACUCAGAGCCAUGAGGUGACCGCGUGA
Messenger RNA from Penicillium concentricum, 1446 nucleotides. RefSeq names its product mRNA-binding protein NAB2. Gene Ontology annotation, biological process: regulation of mRNA stability. NCBI's taxonomy places the organism in Eukaryota, Fungi, Ascomycota, Eurotiomycetes, Eurotiales, Aspergillaceae. The transcript has 2 exons. The record is from RefSeq and is a predicted model, not a curated record. Gene Ontology annotation, molecular function: poly(A) binding. Bases 1 to 1446 code for a protein of 481 amino acids. Gene Ontology annotation, cellular component: nucleus; cytoplasm.